UGGCUUCACCAGGCUUCACUGCUCACUAAGUACGCUACACUGGCUACACUGCAUAUGUUGAAGCCAGUGCUAGUGUACAUCAGCUGCAACAAAAAUGUUCCAUUUUCGAAAGAGCGAGAAGGAGCUUUCAAUAUACCUAUGGGUUGACAAGUUGAACGAAUAAUCCAUUGCAUUACAUUUAAGUAUUACACAUGUACACAGAGUCAGAAAGAGCACGCAAUUCGUGAGGACGAACGUCGGAGUAAGGUUAUGAUGGGCCUAGUGCGCUUAUCUAUACGUGGAGCCCGUGUGGGCUCUAAAAUCUGACAGAUUAUAAAGCUGCUUUCAAGAUGAAAUGCAAUUGUUACUUAUAGCCAAAAAUUUAUUUUAAAAUGAAUUGGAAGAUAUACGAAGAAAGUUUUAUUAGUCCAACGGUCGGUGCAGCUACAAAAGCUGAAGAAAAUUUUAAUAAAAUGAAUCAACACAACGGUGUCAGUGUGAGAACGUUAAUAAAAUUAAAUGCAAAUGAUGCAAAGGAGUUUUUUUGUGGCUGGGGAGCUGCUGUGAUUAAUGUUACUGUUACUUACCCAGUGAAUAAAAUAAUAUUUCGUCAGAUGCUAGAAGGAGUACCUGUUAUGACUGCUAUCCAACAGCUUUCACAUGAAGGAAUCAAAACAUUGUAUCGUGGAAUACUACCUCCUUUAUGUCAAAAAACUAUUUCUGUUAGUUUAAUGUUUAGCUUGUAUGAGGGCUGCAAACAGAGGCUGUACAUAUUGACAAAGCAUGAAAUCUUUUCAAAAGUAUUUGCGGCCAAUUUUGCGGGUACGUGUGAAGCAGUUUUGAUGCCCUUAGAGAGGGUUCAAACCCUACUGCAAGACAGAGGACAUCAUCACAAGUUCAAAAACACACCACACGCAUUUAGUGUUCUUUUACGAGAAUAUGGCCUUUCCGAAUGUUAUAGAGGCUUAGUACCUAUUAUAUACAGAAAUGGAUUAUCUAAUCUUAUGUUUUUCACCCUCCGAGAGCAGUCAAUCAAGAUUCGUGGGCCCGAAAACUCCACAAUGAGUAAUUUUAUUAGUGGUGCGCUUAUUGGUGGUGUUACAAGUACAUUUUUUUAUCCCGUUAACGUUAUUAAGGUUCACAUGCAGUCGAAAAUAGGAGGUGAUUUUGAAAAGUUUACAAAAUGUGUUAGGGAAGUUUACUUGCUGAGGAAUAGAAGCAUUACAAGUUUUUACAAGGGGGUGCACUUAAAUUUCAUAAGAUCGUUUAUUAGUUGGGGAGUCAUUAAUGCUUCCUACGAUUCACUCAAAGCAUUGUUUUUUGAAUAGUUAUCAACUUUCUUAAUUUGUAAAGGAAUGUGUGAUUAGAGUCUCUUAAUUAAUUAAAAGGUUGUAUGACGACAUGUUAGGUAAUUCAAUUAAUUUUUAUUGUAAAUAAACUUCAAUUGUUAUUCAGGAUGAUUUUUUCCUGAUUGAUCAGUCGACAUUAGUAAAGGAAUAUCGUUAAAUUCUAUUUUAACAUUCUUUGUAUGUAUAUAUUUUAAAAAUUUAAUGGUCAAUUUCUUAUUGUUUGUAGUUAAAGUGACAUUGUUAUGUAUGAAUUAAAGAAUAAUUAUGAAUUCAAUGAUUUGAAACUGCCAUUUUAAGUUUACAA
Molecule: messenger RNA, 1632 nt
Organism: Copidosoma floridanum
Lineage: Eukaryota; Metazoa; Arthropoda; Insecta; Hymenoptera; Encyrtidae
Product: mitochondrial nicotinamide adenine dinucleotide transporter SLC25A51
Cellular component (GO): mitochondrion
Molecular function (GO): NAD transmembrane transporter activity
Source: RefSeq, a predicted model, not a curated record